Molecule: messenger RNA, 1010 nt
Organism: Agrilus planipennis (emerald ash borer)
Lineage: Eukaryota; Metazoa; Arthropoda; Insecta; Coleoptera; Buprestidae
Gene: rogdi
Product: protein rogdi
Exons: 7
Coding region: 202-1002 (266 amino acids)
Cellular component (GO): RAVE complex
Source: RefSeq, a predicted model, not a curated record
CACAUUCCACAUUCGACUUGUCAAUGUACUGUCAAUAUUUUAGGUUAUGCAACAGUAUAAGGUCAUAUUUAUUAAGUUAAUAAAUAAAUAGUCCAAUGCAAGACAGUUUUUUAGCUACUUAUUGUUAAAUUUAUUAAGUGGUGUUAGUAGUCUUUCAAGUGCACAGUAUAUUUCAAGUGUAUUAUCGUACAUUUUUAUAAAAUGGCAGAUUGUGAAAAUCAAGAAGCUCUAAACUUGCAAAAAGAAUUCGAAUGGGUGCUUCAUCAAGAAGUUCAUACUGCUCUUGAUCAAAUACAUGAAAUACUUGUUGAAUGUGCUAGAAGGUUUCCAGUUCAGUUAUAUGGACAUGACAAUUCUAGUAAACAGGAUAAAUUUGUUCUCUCAGUACCCCCUGAUCAAUUAAAGUGUGUUAUCACCCUCACUGGAGAUAGCAUUACCCAUGCAGAAAUAAGUUUUAAAGUUCAAAGGUCACAAUCAAAUGUUGUUCGCACAAAAAUUCAAAAUGAAUAUCCAUGGAAGUUGCAACAAAUUCAAGAUGCUGCAAAUCAUUUGCAACAGGCAAUAUACCAUAUAGAUGAUGUAGGAAAAAGUUAUAGAUUCAAAUCUUCAGAUGAAGUGCUACACAUUUUGGGCAAUAUAUUGGGCAGUUUGCAGAGGGGUCGUACAAGUCUUAUAGUUCCAAAGAAGAAAGCAAUUGAUGAUUUAAUUAAAAGUAGAAAUAUGAAAUCGUUGUCACCUAAUCUGUCAGAAGAUCUGGCUAUAAGUUUCUAUUUACAAAGUCAUAAGUUGAUUUUUGCUGUAUAUCAAUUGAGUGAUAAUCAUGGAAAAAUGAAGUUUGACUCUGUUCAAGCAGAAUGUUCAGUUCCUUGGUUAAAUGAAGUACUUGUACUGUUCACUGUUGGUUUGCAAUUAUGUCAGCAGCUUAAGGAUAAGAUUUGUGUAUUUUCUCAGUACAAAGAUUUUACAGUUGGAUCUCGACCCCCAAGCCCUUCAAAUACUUAACUAGUAAA